Orbilia oligospora ATCC 24927 is the source of this 1044-nucleotide messenger RNA. RefSeq lists its product as uncharacterized. The coding region runs from base 1 to 1044 and encodes 347 amino acids. Gene Ontology annotation, cellular component: cytoplasm. The record is from RefSeq and is a predicted model, not a curated record. Gene Ontology annotation, molecular function: (2E,6E)-farnesyl diphosphate synthase activity; dimethylallyltranstransferase activity. NCBI's taxonomy places the organism in Eukaryota, Fungi, Ascomycota, Orbiliomycetes, Orbiliales, Orbiliaceae. The transcript is spliced from 3 exons. Gene Ontology annotation, biological process: trans, trans-farnesyl diphosphate biosynthetic process.
AUGGGAAAAACUACACUAAAAGAGUUCGAGGCCGUCUUCCCUCUUCUCGUUGACGAGAUCAUGGCCGUCUUGGAGGGCUACAAGAUCUCUUCUGAGGCUGCUGCUUGGUACCGAAAGGUCUUAGAGCAUAAUACUGUCGGUGGAAAAUGCAAUCGCGGCAUGUCCGUCGUCGAUACCUACAGUACUCUCACCAACCAAGAUAAGCUCUCCGACGAAGACUAUCUUCGUAGUGCCAUCCUUGGAUGGUGCACCGAAUUGCUUCAAGCUUUCUUCCUGGUUUCCGAUGAUAUCAUGGAUGGUUCCAAGACCCGUCGUGGCAGCCCAUGCUGGUAUCUCCAUGAAGGUGUUGGUAAUAUUGCAAUCAACGACGCCUUCAUGCUCGAAUCCGCCAUCUACAUCCUUCUCAAGAAGCACUUCCGUAACACUCCCUACUACAUCGACCUCAUCGAGCUCUUCCACGACGUCUCUUUCCAAACCGAGCUCGGCCAGCUACUUGACUUAAUCACCGCUCCAGAGGACCGUGUCGACCUCUCCAAAUUCUCCCUUGAGAAGCACUCCUUCAUCGUUAUUUUCAAGACUGCUUACUACUCAUUCUACCUACCUGUUGCUUUGGCUAUGUACAUGGCUGGUGUCGCCACACCUGAGAAUCUCAAGCAGGCCCACGAUGUCCUCAUCCCAUUGGGCGAGUAUUUCCAGAUCCAGGAUGACUAUCUUGACUGCUAUGGCGACCCAGAGCACAUCGGCAAAAUCGGUACUGACAUCAAGGACAACAAGUGUGGUUGGCUCAUCAACCAGGCCUUGGCGAUUGCUACUCCAGAGCAGCGUCAGGUCCUUGAUGACAAUUACGGAAAGAAGGAUGAUGUCGCAGAAGCUAGAGUCAAGAAGGUCUUUUUGGAUUUGGAGCUCGAAAAGAGAUAUCAAGAUUACGAAGAGACUGUCGUCGGUAAGAUCAGGACAUUGAUCGAAGGUAUCGAUGAGACAACCGGCUUCAAGAAGGAUGUCUUGACCAACUUCUUGAAUAAGAUUUACAAGAGAAGCAAGUAA